This is a messenger RNA of Talaromyces rugulosus, 348 nucleotides long. RefSeq lists its product as uncharacterized. The transcript has 8 exons. The record is from RefSeq and is a predicted model, not a curated record. Gene Ontology annotation, cellular component: endoplasmic reticulum membrane. Gene Ontology annotation, molecular function: protein folding chaperone. Bases 1 to 348 code for a protein of 115 amino acids. Gene Ontology annotation, biological process: protein insertion into ER membrane. Lineage: Eukaryota; Fungi; Ascomycota; Eurotiomycetes; Eurotiales; Trichocomaceae.
AUGGCUUCAAAAAAGGAUAUGCGCCGGGCGGAUCUCGUGAUUCCGUAUGUCGAUCCGCCAAAGGAGAAGAGUGAGACGGAUAUGGGAGGUGCCAUGUCCACGACACUUCCAAUGGCUGCGAUGUUCACACGGAACCGGCUAAUCGGAUGGGUCUCGGUGGUUGUUUCUCUCCAAAACUGGCUCGCAGAGACUCCAGACCAGGCCAAAACCGCCUCGACGCCCUCUUACAUGUCUGUUUUUAUGUCACUGAUGGCCAUGGCUGUUACAUAUAUGCCACUCUUCCUUCCACCUCCCCCCGGCCGUGGAAGCACUACAGCAGCAGCUCCCUCGCCGUCUCCUUCACCAUAA